This is a messenger RNA of Durio zibethinus, 2439 nucleotides long. NCBI's taxonomy places the organism in Eukaryota, Viridiplantae, Streptophyta, Magnoliopsida, Malvales, Malvaceae. The record is from RefSeq and is a predicted model, not a curated record.
AUUUUCCAACUCCCUCCAACGCAUACAAAAAUUUUCACCGUUUCUGAAUUUCUCAUCUUCCCUCGAAACUUCUGUUUCUUUUUUUAUUUUCUUCACUUGGAAUCGGAGAUGGAGGGAGUGACGUUGGCGUUGCCGUCGUCGAGCACGCCGGCGUAUGUGAGCUGGGAGGAGGUAAAUGUUUCAAGCGAUAAAGGAAGGAGAGAGGUUCAUUACUAUUUGAGGAGAAGAGAUGGGGCAUCGGAUCUGUCUGUGAUUGGGAAAGAGAAAAGCUUGAGGCACAUGUCUUAUCAUUUCGCUAUUAAGAACCGCUCCCUUUCCUUCUCUUUGGCGUCGUUUUACAAGCUCAAGUCUCGCAGGGAGGUCGUCUAUUGGCUUAAUUCUGUUGUUUCAGAUUCAUCUUCUCUUGAGCCAUAUUGUUCGGUUGAUGGCUUUUGUAAUGGCAAAGAUGUGAAAAAUAUGGAUUUUGGAGCCCUCAAGGUUUUUGAAUCACGGAAGCUGGGCCGAUAUGCUAAAGAAUUUUUAUGGUUAGGUUCUUCAUGGACGUGCAGGAAAAAGAGGAAACAUUAUCAGUCCUUCCAUAGGAAUGGUUUAAUAAUUUCAAUUCAUGACUUUGUUUAUGUCUUAGCUGAGGACGAUAAACGACUUUUUGCCCAUUUGGAAGAUUUGUAUGAGACUCUAGAGGCAACAAGAUGGUUGUGGUACGAUGGUUUCACAAAAUUGAUGAGUAUUGAAUGCAUAGAUGGAUUGGCUACUGUCCUUAGUCCUGUGCAUUUCAAGAAAUUUUUGAACGAGGCAACACAUACUCAGCUGGAGCCAUUUGUAUGCUGCAAGCAGUUUGAAAAUGAUGAUGUCAAGCCUUUUGACUUGACUCAAGUUAAGGGUUAUUGGAAACAAGAUAUACUUAGAGAUAUGUAUUGUCUUUCUCCUUCGAAUGUUUGUGUUAGUCGUCAACAACGUGCUGAUGAUCAGAAAACUGAUUGUAAUGUUGAUGAUGGUGUUGGGAUCAGGUCUAGAAAGAGAUAUUGUCAGUCAAAAGAUGAUGAUGUAUACACGCAUUACAGUGGCAAUAGAGAGUCGAUGGAUGCAUCAUGUGCAGAUGUGCAAGAUUUUUGGAACAGCAAAAAUGGAACUGAAUCAUUCAGUUUUAUUGGAGGGAGUUAUGCAUUUCUGUCCGCUAAUGAGGCUAAGCAUUAUUCUUCUCAGCAUUUAAAAGUAGGUUCCCAGGUUGAAGUACUAGCUCAAGAUAGUGGUAUGAGAGGGUGUUGGUUUAGAGCUCGGAUAAUCAAGAAUCACAAAGAUAAGGUGAAGGUGCAAUACCAUGACAUUCAGGACGCAGCCGAUGAAGCUAACAAAUUAGAGGAAUGGAUUUUGGCGUCUAGGAUUGCUAUUCCUGAUCAAGUGCAUAUCCGUCUUUGUGGACGGACAACUAUUCGACCAUCUUCACAAUACCCUAAAUGCAGUGCUUCAUGUAUUGGAGUUGGGUCUGUCGUUGAUGUCUGGUGGCAUGAUGGAUGGUGGGAAGGCAUUGUUGUUGAGAAGGAUUCAGAAGAUAAAUUUCAUGUUUAUUUCCCAGGAGAAAAGCAGGAAUCAGUCUUUUACGGUGGUGAUUUAAGGCAAUCUCAGGAAUGGCUGGGAAAUCAGUGGAUAAAUAUAAAGGAGAGGCAUGAUAUUGUGAGUUCCAUACUCUGGGGCAGAAAGCAAGAUGCAAGCAAAUCCUAUGAUUGCAAUUUGGUCAAAACCACCAUUUGUGAUGGUGGACAUUGUGGUAAGGAUGCCACUGGUUGUAAUGAAUCUCCUCUUGAACCAGGAAAUGACAGGGCAAAAGAUGUGGGUCUUGUUCCAGAUCUUUCAAAGGAUGAUUUGCUUUCCCAGUUGAAGUGGAAGUCAUCUAGGAAGAGAAAACGUGUGACUGCGACCUGUGUACAGAAACUGAAUUACAGUCGAAAUCUCUUCAAAAGCACUGCAGGGUCUGUUACUUGCGAAAGAUUUUUGAUCCCUGCAUCCUUAAAAGUUGAUAAUGAUAAUUGCAAGUACAUGGGUGAUCCAUUAUUCAGUUCUCCAGUAGUGCCAACUCUAACAAGCUUGGUUAUGACUAGAUGAUUGACGCAUUUCAUUGGAGAUGUGGAGGUGUUGCUUUCUGUUUUUAAUUGGAUUUUGCAUUUCCUUCAUAUAGUUUGCACCUACUGGACGCAAUGUUUUAUAGGGAUUUUUCAUUUCAGAAUUCCAUGGUAUGUACUUGUAUGGAGCUUUAGCCUAUAGGGCUCUAACUUAGAGUCUUGCAAAUUUUAGGUCACAAUUUUGGAUGCAGUAUAAUGACCUCGUAGAUCUAUAUAAAUAACUCAACCUGAUUUGUUUAGGAUGUUGCAAGAGGAUUUCUGCUUUUAUGAAUCUGUAUAUCAUUUGUCAGACAAUAAAAAAUUUACAUCCUCUUUUGUUGCA